GGAUAACCUCACUUUCGAACAAUAAAAAAGAAAAAAGAACUGUCAAGUGAAAAAAGUGCAUCUCAGUGGAAAAUAUUGAGAUAAACGGACAGUGACGACUAAUUUUAUUAAUGGUGAAUGGAUCCCAGCAAAAUAACAAGUUUGGCAAAGCUCCUGCGCGACAAUGGGAACAAAAUCAUCACUGGAGAAGCCAAGCUAACGCUUUCAGCUUCCCUCAUCCGCGCCCUCAAUGACUCAUUCAGCCUGAUAGUGGACGAGAAUGCAGACAAAUGCUCUCCACACACUUUCUACGUCUGCAAGCCCAACUACUCCAAAUCUGACGUCUUCCGAGACUUGCAGUUUAUCUUUGAUUUUGUCCAGAAAACCAUCCAUCUGAGUGUCAAUCAGUUGCACGGAGAUGAUCAGACGGAUGAUAUUGUGGACCUGACAAAUUUCCGUGCACUAGAGAAGCUGGAAAUCAACAAGGUUAGUCUGAGGAAAUUUCGCGGGAUUCAGAGAUUGAGGGCUCAACUCCAGGAGAUUGUUUGUGUGAAGUGUCUGUGUUCGAUCCGGGAAGUGAUACGCGAUUGCGGAGGAGACAGUUGCAAUGGGUUUGUGUGGAAUGAGUUGAAAAGUGCCAAUUUCUCCGGGAAUAUCCUGAAAUCCCUAGACAGAUCCCUGGAACUAACACCAUGGCUGCAAAAUCUCACUCUCAGUCACAAUCAAUUGGAGAAAAUCCCUGAAAUCCGACUCCUUCCCAAUCUCAAAAUCCUCGAUGUCAGCUACAACCUCCUGUCAGCCAUGCCUGAGUUCCAUCCCGAAGCCUCCAGGCGUCUACAAAUCCUCAAUAUGAGCAACAAUCUCUUGGAAAAUGUCACAGGAGUCUCGUGCUUAGAUGGCCUCUAUGAAUUGGAUGUGGGUGGAAAUUUUCUAAUUGACCAUUCAAGCCUUCUGCCACUCUGCACUCUGGCUGCUCUGAGAUAUCUCAAUCUCAGAGGAAAUCCCCUGGCUUUUCACCCGAAGCAUCGUGAGGCCACUUCGAGGUAUCUCCAUGGGAAUACAGCUUCUAUCAAAUUUGUCCUGGACAGCAGUCAUCUCAAUAAGUACGAGAAGGGCCUCACGGGCGCUUACAGCAGUUACCAUCCCAUCCUUAUGAGAUCAGCCGUGCCAGAGAGCUCCUGGACCAUUCAAUCCAGACGGAAUCCCAAUGAGGGCUCCUCCGUGGCCACAAGUCUCGGCUCAACCAGCAGCUUCCAGAUCACAGUUGAUGUGCCCCUGGACAGAUCCAUUGCAGAGUCCACGAGCAGUCACAGAAAACUGAGAGUCAGAAAUGCACAAAUAUCAGACAAUCCUGAACCCAAAAGCAAUAUUGCUGACAUCGAGGCCACAAUUGAAGGCCGAAAUAAAGAACAUUUGAAGACAAAAGAGCAAAUUGAGAACUUGAGGAAGCAAUUUGGAGAUUCAUGGCUUCAUCGGGAAGGGGCUGAUCUUGUAAAAAGUGUCAUUGGUGGUUUUCCUGAAGAUAGUCGUGCCCCUGAGAGUAUAUUGGAGAAAAAUGCUCUUGUGGCUGAGUUAUAUUCUGAGCCAUUGAUUGCUGAACCAAGAUUGGAGGUCAAAGAAGAAACGGCCAAGCAAUCUACACCUAAAGAUGAGAGUAUUCUUUCUCGUCAGAGUCCUUCGGAAUCGCCUAUUCAGAAAAUGGAAAAUGCUGAAGACAGCUCGACAAGAGAUUCAGACAAUCUUGAGACAAUUUACAAAUCAGCCAAAAGCAAUCCCGGAAUUGAGAUUACAAGUGAUUUUGCGUCUAUGACUGAAGAAGAAUCCGAUCCUGAAGAUAAUGAAGUGGCCUACUUUGUCACUCGAGUGUCCAAUGAUCAGGAAGUUCUGCUGAUUGUCUCGGAUUUGAGCAUCAAGGAAAAGAAUCGGAAAACAAAACAGACUCUCUUCCGGUGGAGCUUAAAAUCCGUGGAGAGUUGUGAGAGGACACGAUCUGAUGUCCUAAGGAUAAAUUUCAAUACAAUUAAAAAAGAUCGCAAAGAGAGAAACUACAGAAUGCCUCUGGAUUCAUGUCAGAAGCUCGAAGGCUAUCUCAGAGACAUCCUGGCCAGUAGACCACUCUCUGAAAUGAAUCAAAUUGUGUACAAAUGUGCCAAUUGUACAACACAAUUCUGCCAGGAAACUGGAAUUCUUCAGAACAUUAAACGUGAUAUUUUCUGUCCAGAGUGCAAAAGUGAAUUUGUGAUUGAGAUGCACGAGUCCCCACCUCAGAAAGAGCCUUCACUGGAUUCUCAGGCAACUCCUGUCCAAGUGGCUAGUUCUGCAGAAGCUGCAACAGAUCAAAAUAGCAGCAUUGCACUGGCGAAGGAUCUAAGGAGAUCACCACUUAACACCAAAUUAAGAUCAGCAGGAUCCAUAAAUGAGUCGUCUUCAUGCUCAAAGAUCUCCAAUAAUGGAUCUUUCGAUUCGAAUCAAAGUGUUGCUGGGAGUUCAACGUCUGAACGUGAUCGGGAUCCAGAUGUUCAUCUCUCGUCCAGAUUCAAUGCUGAGAGUGAUGUGGAGAUUCUCAGCAAUCCCAGUCAGAGUAGCAUUGAAGUGUUGGACAGUAGCAAAAAUUCCAGUCGAAAGCAUUCUGAGGAGAGGAAGAUUUCCCAUGUGCCCAGCCUGGAGACAAUUACUGAUCACAACAGCUUUAAAGGGGAAACGGUUGUUGAGGCUGGAAUUGCUUUGGGGGCAGAAGAGAAGCCUCGGGGGCAUCUGGCCGAGAAGAAAGAUCUAAUAAGGCAGACAUUUCUCAAUUUGACUGAGAGUAGUUCGUCAGGAUCAAUCACAGACAGCAUAUGCACGGCUUAUGAGCAUAGUCAGGAAGCUGAAGAGCAUAAGCAUCUCUCACCUGUGGAAGUCAUCUCAGAGGAGAACAACAGGACCCAAACAUCCAUCUUUGAUUUUCUCACAUCUUUCGCAACGACAAAUAAGAUUGACGGCAUUGUGAUGCCAAUUACUGAUCCUUUCAAGUUCACUUUUGAUGAUUUUGGCAAUGUUGACCAUCGGAUUCAGGUUUAUCUGUAUCAACAUAUUUUCAUGGAGAAUUCAGAGAAGUUGCUGUGGGUUGUGCGUUGUCGCUUCUGGGAUGAGAGGGCAUCCACAGAAUGGGCUGAUGGGAUUGUUGUCAUGUCCACAGUCAGAUUCUACACAUUUCUCAUCACAGCGGAGGAAAACGAUGAUCCCUCCAAGUGGCUCAAGAAAAAUGCUCAUGUGCCCGUUGAGGAGAUGAAGUCUAUCAGAAGUCUUCCCUGGAGCGUUGGAGUGACUUUUAGUACUCGCAAUUUGUCCAAUGUGCAUAUUCUGCUGCGGGAUUCACGUCGAACGCAGUCCUUCUUCAAAUUCCUUCAGACUGCCAGCAAUUGUCGUCCCGUGGGAUGCUCAGUUGUGGCUGAGAACAGGGAAGACUUGUUGCAGAGCUAUCAGAAUGAAUCUAUUCGUACUUUUGCAAUCUUUGAGGCAUGUGAGAGGCGCGUGGAUGAGACAAAGACGAUGAUGACACUGGGAGGUCUUCUGAUCACUGAGAAGACUUUUCAUUUGACAUCAGCGGGACACAAGUGGAUGACAGAAAAGGGGGAUUCGGCUGUGGGAGUGAUUCAUACGCAACUUCUCCAGGAUAUGGUGGAACUGGAGCCAAAGGGAGAGAUGGAAUUCAUCCUGAAUUUUCUGGAUGAACGCGAAAAUAAGUGUGAGCAAUGGUUCCUGCGAUUUGCCACUCCGGCCGUCGUUCAGGAUGUUCUGGAAGCCAUCCGGGAGCCCUGGGAGAGACUCUUCGAAGUGCCUCUCGUGUGACAUUCGUAGCAUCAUUUAAUUCAUUUUAACACACACAAAAUAUAUAUUUUCUGUUAUUUCA
Molecule: messenger RNA, 3871 nt
Organism: Phlebotomus papatasi
Lineage: Eukaryota; Metazoa; Arthropoda; Insecta; Diptera; Psychodidae
Product: serine/threonine-protein kinase 11-interacting protein
Exons: 10
Coding region: 118-3810 (1230 amino acids)
Cellular component (GO): cytoplasm
Molecular function (GO): protein binding
Source: RefSeq, a predicted model, not a curated record